Messenger RNA from Anthostomella pinea, 2208 nucleotides. The record is from the annotation of a GenBank genome assembly. NCBI's taxonomy places the organism in Eukaryota, Fungi, Ascomycota, Sordariomycetes, Xylariales, Xylariaceae.
AUGAUGGGAGGCUGGUGGUCGUCCUCGGCCAACAGCGCCCUGGAUGAGCAGAUCGAGAAGGCGACGGGAAGCAGCUUGGAGGAUAUUCCCCUCAAUCUCGAGAUAUCCGAUGUCAUCCGGUCCAAGACAGUACAACCCAAGGAGGCCAUGCGCUCGCUGAAGCGACGCAUUGGCAACAAGAACCCCAAUACCCAGUUGAGCGCCCUCAACCUGACCGACACCUGCGUCAAGAACGGCGGCUCGCACUUCCUUGUCGAGAUCGCCUCUCGCGAGUUCAUGGACAACCUCGUUUCCUUACUCCGUGCCGUCGGCCCGGCCGCCGUCAACCUCGAGGUCCGUGCCAAGAUUCUCGAAUUGAUACAGUCGUGGGCCGCUGCGACGGAAGCACGCCGCGACCUGACAUAUAUCGACGAGACCUACCGAACGCUGCAGAGAGAAGGCUACCAGUUUCCCCCCAAGGUGACCGUGGCAAGCAGCAUGAUAGACAGCAGUGCACCUCCAGAAUGGACCGACUCGGACGUAUGUAUGCGGUGUCGGACUCCAUUCACCUUCACCAACCGGAAGCACCACUGUCGCAAUUGUGGCAACACCUUUGAUCAGCAAUGUUCCACCAAGUCGCUGCCUUUGCCACACCUGGGCAUCAUGCAGCCUGUACGAGUCGACGACGGAUGCUAUGCGAGAUUAACCGACAAGUCCAGCAAGGGCUUGAUACCGCCAGAGCGGUCGCCGUCAAGCUCGUCAUUUCCCCAUAAGAAUCACAGCACGUCUGCUUCCAUGCAGCCACGCAGUGCGCGCGUCGACGAUGCCUUCGACCAGGAUCUCAAAAAGGCUCUGGCGAUGAGCCUGGAGGAGGUCCAAAGUCAUUCUCAGGGCUAUGUCCCACCUGUCGACAACACGCCUGCAGCCACCCAUGCCAACGUCGCCAGCGCUGUCAACGAUGCCGUGUCGGCAUCGGCUAAUGCGCCCGACGAGGAGGAUGAAGACCUCAAGGCCGCCAUUGCAGCAUCACUGGCAGAUAUGGAAGAGCAAAAACAGAGACAUGCUGCUGCUCUAAAACAACAUACAAAUGCCGCCGAAAGUGUCCCGGCUGCUUCCUUUGGUCUACCGAAGAACGACUACGAACUCACGCCAGUCGAAGCCGAAAACAUCAAUCUUUUCUCGACGUUGGUUGACAGGUUGCAGACGCAGCCUCCGGGUACAAUCUUGAGAGAACCGCAGAUCCAGGAACUCUAUGACUCCAUUGGGACCUUACGGCCUAAGCUGGCCCGCACAUAUGGGGAGACAAUGAGCAAACAUGAUACGUUACUAGAUCUGCACGCAAAGCUGUCUACCGUCGUACGAUACUAUGAUAGGAUGCUGGAAGAGCGCCUAUCCAAGACUUAUAGUCAGCACAACAUGGGCGGCUACGAUGUUGCCGCCCCAAGACAACCGACUGGCUCCUAUCCCUUGAUAUCUACGGCAGGUGGCGGUUUAACAUCCGCGGAUAAUUUCUAUAUGGCCGGGCAUGAAUCUCGUCCUGGCCCAUCAUCUGCAGGUCAAGAUUACCCUCGGCAUGCCCAGCGCACGCCACAACCGCAGUACGCCGGCUACGGGAAGCGGGCUUCAGUAGCGAUGCCCAUGAGCGGGCAGUAUACCCAGCAUGCAGUUCAGAGCAACGAUAGUUGGCAGAAACAAGCACCAUCGGCGCCGCCUCAAUACCCCAGUCAGGCCAACUACGCUACCUCGGAACAUGCUCCCGCGCCCACUCACAUAUCCCAGCCAUCGCCACGAACGCCGCAUAACAGAGCUCACGAGUCUGUCGGGGCGUCUUCAGCAGACCCAAGUGCAGCCUUUUAUUACAGCAGUACAUCGGCAGGCGACCGUCAUACGCCCGGCGUGCCUGCUGAGGCUGCUCCAUCUCCUUACCCAACGCUCCAGAGUGCGAGGUAUGACGGGCAAUCCGUUUCACACACUCCUGGUUCGGUUGCUGUGCAGUCUUCGCAGCCACCUCAUAUUCCGCAGCAGUAUCAACCUUCCGGUCAGCCCACACCACAGACCUAUUGGCGGCAGCAGCAGCCGCCGCAACAACAGCAACACACGGACUCACCCGCCCCGGCCUACCAGAUGGGUGGACCAGCUUAUCCGGGCUUUACGAAGGAGUCAUUCCCAUCCGCCCCCCAGCAUGCACCCCAGCAACCUGUGGUGGAGGAAAGCUUGAUCGAUCUAUGA